AUGUUGAAAAACGCUCGUAAAUUAGUGCUUGACAAUCGCGGUUCAACCACCACACCAUCUUCAUCGUCAUGUGUUGAUUUCAGACAAGAGAUCGGAAAGUGUCACUGUUUUCAAGGACAUGAUUAUGCAAGCUUCAAAAAGCAGUACAAACUUGGACCAGAAUUAGGACGCGGUGGCUUUGGGACUGUGUAUUCUGGGUUUCGUGUAAUUGAUGGUUUGCCAGUGGCAGUGAAGUACGUAUCAAGAAAUAACGUAACCGGUUGGCAAAAGAUUCCUAGCACCGAUAUGAAGUUACCUAUGGAGAUAGUCCUUCUAAUGAAAUGUACAAAAAUACUGGGCGUAAUUCAAAUGUAUGAUUGGUUUGAGCGACCAGAUGGAUUCCUGAUUGUGAUGGAGCGACCGUCGCCGUGUCAGGACUUGUUUGAUUAUAUAUCAGAGCACGGCGCAUUAGAUGAAAGAAUUGCACGUAGUUUUUUCAAACAGGUUGUGGAUACUGUGAAAGCUUGUGAGGAUGCGAAUGUUGUCCAUCGAGAUAUUAAAGAUGAAAAUUUGAUUGUGAAUUUAAAAACUGGACAUUUGAAGUUGGUUGACUUCGGUUCUGGUGCAUUUUACAAAACAAAGGAUCAAAAAUUUACCGAUUUUGAAGGGACACGUGUGUAUAGUCCGCCGGAAUGGAUUCUUCGUUCCGAGUAUGAUAGUUGCAAGGCAACUGUAUGGUCACUAGGAAUUUUGUUGUACGAUAUGGUUUGCGGAGAUAUUCCAUUCCAUCGUGACGAAGACAUUGUUUGCCGAGGACCAUUAGUUUGGCGACGACAUGUUUCAAAAUGUUGUAAGAAUCUGAUUAUGGAAUGUUUAAAGUAUGAUGCGGACGAACGUUGUGAUUUGGAAUAUAUACGGCAUCAUCCCUGGUUGUCCGAAGGUGACACAUCUCUUCCACUGUCUAUAUCGGAAUUGAAUUCAGGUCGCUAUAAGUUAGGCAGCGUACCAGCAAAAUUGGUGACACAUGCAGAGCAACAUCCAGCUUUGCGUUACGCUAUACCAAAUGCUGCUGCGAGUGAAUCGCAUUUAAGCGCUUUCAUGUAUUUUUCGUCGCAGAACGGUUCUGCAAUUAUUGCCAAAACAUCGUCAAUAUCUAUGGGAGGCCAUAACCGGCACCAUUCUCCUGGGUUCCGAUCUUUUAUUGAUAGUUAUUCCGGAAAUCUAUCAUUGUCAUCAAGUUGUUCAAGUAUAAGCUCAGGAUAUUGUACCACUUCCUCGCCACCAACAGGUUCGCUAAUGUUGGGCAGUUAUUGA
Molecule: messenger RNA, 1293 nt
Organism: Brugia malayi
Lineage: Eukaryota; Metazoa; Nematoda; Chromadorea; Rhabditida; Onchocercidae
Product: Serine/threonine-protein kinase Pim-3, putative
Exons: 6
Coding region: 1-1293 (430 amino acids)
Biological process (GO): protein autophosphorylation
Cellular component (GO): cytoplasm
Molecular function (GO): ATP binding; protein serine/threonine kinase activity
Source: RefSeq, a predicted model, not a curated record